CGGCCCCGCAGCUCCGCCCCCGGCCCGGCCCGGCCCGGCCCCGGGCCCGCUCGCCCGCCGCCCCGCAUGGAGCUGUCAGCCAUCGGCGAGCAGGUGUUCGCGGUGGAGAGCAUCCGGAAGAAGCGCGUGCGGAAGGGUAAAGUCGAAUAUCUGGUGAAGUGGAAAGGAUGGCCUCCAAAGUACAGCACGUGGGAGCCGGAAGAGCACAUCCUGGACCCCCGCCUGGUCAUGGCCUAUGAGGAGAAGGAGGAGAGAGACCGAGCGUCGGGGUAUAGGAAGAGAGGCCCGAAACCCAAGCGGCUUCUGCUGCAGCGGCUGUACAGCAUGGACCUGCGGAGCUCCCACAAGGCCAAGGUCAAGGAGAAGCUCUGCUUCUCCCUGACGUGCCCACUCGGCAGCGGGAGCUCUGAGGGGGUGGUCAAGGCAGGGGCGCCCGAGCUGGUGGACAAGGGCCCCUUGGUGCCCGCCCUGCCCUUCCCGCUCCGCAAGCCGCGCAAGGCCCACAAGUACCUGCGGCUCUCACGCAAGAAGUUCCCGCCUCGCGGGCCCGACCUGGAGAGUCACAGCCAUCCACGGGAGCUCUUCCUGCAGGAGCCAGCAGCCCCGGACGUCCUGCCCGCAGCCAGCGAGUGGGAGCCCGCUGAGCAGCCCCCCGAGGAGGAGGCCGAUGCAGACCUGGCUGAGGGGCCCCCUCCUUGGACACCCGUGCUCCCCCCAAGUGAAGUGACAGUGACCGAUAUCACCGCCAACUCCGUCACCGUCACCUUCCGCGAGGCCCAGGCGGCUGAAGGUUUCUUCCGGGACCGCGGUGGGAAGUUCUGAGUCACCAUUUUUACUCUUCGUAAACUGUUUGCUUUUGGGCUUGGG
Molecule: messenger RNA, 867 nt
Organism: Neomonachus schauinslandi (Hawaiian monk seal)
Lineage: Eukaryota; Metazoa; Chordata; Mammalia; Carnivora; Phocidae
Gene: CBX7
Product: chromobox 7
Exons: 7
Coding region: 67-822 (251 amino acids)
Biological process (GO): negative regulation of transcription by RNA polymerase II
Cellular component (GO): PRC1 complex
Source: RefSeq, a predicted model, not a curated record